Cyclopterus lumpus (lumpfish) is the source of this 1519-nucleotide messenger RNA. RefSeq lists its product as uncharacterized. The record is from RefSeq and is a predicted model, not a curated record. Gene Ontology annotation, biological process: cell surface receptor signaling pathway. The coding region runs from base 68 to 1213 and encodes 381 amino acids. Lineage: Eukaryota; Metazoa; Chordata; Actinopteri; Perciformes; Cyclopteridae. Gene Ontology annotation, molecular function: transmembrane signaling receptor activity. The transcript has 6 exons.
ACAGAAUUCUCACUUCCCUCUCCCAUAUGAAAUAAAAGAAUCUCCUUCAGUCUGUUUCUAACAAGCUAUGAAAAUGGACACUGUAAUUUCCCUCCUUGUUCUUUCAACACUACCACAGCUCGUAGUACCUGGAAUUUACCUUGAGACCUCGUUCAGAGCUGUAGUGGAGAUGGUGUCAGGGUAUUCAAGGGUCUUCUCUGGAGAGAGUGUGCGGCUGAAAUGCAGCAUUCCUGAUGUCCACAAGUCCUCCUGGGAUUACCUGUGGUUCAGAGGAUCCGAACAGCUCCCACAGUCCGGGGAGCACCUCCUUCUGUGGAAAACCAAGGUUCAAGAGAGUGGGAAACUUUACUGCCAGGGUGUGAGGGAUACAAUGGUUGGAAAAAUACAAACCCUCCAAAGUCUGCCUUUGGAGAUCAAUGUGGAUGGUGGGUGGGCUAUCCUGCAAGUCCCACCUUAUCCCAGCCUCGUUGGAGAAACCUUGAAGGUCACAUGUCGCAUCCGACUCACACCCCAACAUCACAUGGUGAUCCUGUACAAAGAUGGCGUUGAAGUUAUCAGGCAAAAUGGCCUCAAUCCACAUUUCUACCUGACCAACGUGACCCUUGAGGACCAAGGAAUGUAUUCUUGUCGGGCUUCCUGGGACAGAAACAGCCGUACCCACUCUGUAACUUCAGUUGGCACUUCAGUUCAGGUCUCAGAGGUUCUGUCGCAGCCAUUUUUGGAGAUUGUUGCAGACAAUGACCUGAUUUCAAGAAAUAUGAUGAAGCUCAUCUGCCACCUCCAAUACAACGCCCAUGCGCCUGCCCCUACAAUACAUUUCUAUUUCUACAAGAACGGCCACCGACUGGGAACAGCAAUGUCUGAGAACUAUGAUCUGGUCAGAUGGACUCCAGGCCAGUACAGCUGCAGGGCCAAAGUGCCCGAGUUGGGUCUCUCCAGGGGGAGUGAACCUAAAUCCUUUGGACAAGUGACAGGAUCACAGACAAUAAUUCCUGUUCAUCCCAGAGCUCCAGGGACUUUCGGUCCCACGAUCUCGUCCCCGGACCUCUUCCUGUCUCCUGCUGCUGAGCCAACUGCAGCCCGGCCCUCACCUCACCAGUCUCCUAAUCAAAUCGCGGCUCCUUUAGAUAUUUCUAUGGAAUCAGGUGACAUGUCUGAAGAAUCCGAUGACAUGUCUGGAGAAUCAGGUGACAUUCCACAGGACUCUCCAUAGGACACCUUCCUAUGGUAACAAGUUAUCAUACAUUACAGACUAUUGCAGACAUUACAUAAUUAAUCAUACUUAAUCAGAAUAAUAAUGUAUAUCUGCCACAUGUGGCUAUCUGAAAUCAACCAUACACAUUGGGCCAUUGGGCUCUCAGUGCAGGCUUUUUAAAUUAAUCAUUGUGUAUUAAUUUAGCAUAUUACCAAGUGUCAGCUUCAUGAUCUCAUCUGUACAACCCAAAUUGGAUCAGUACUGUUGGGGAUUAAUUACUAAUGCCAUAUUGAUUCAAUUAAAUAAAACAUUCCACUCUAUGUA